Messenger RNA from Phanerochaete carnosa HHB-10118-sp, 765 nucleotides. RefSeq lists its product as uncharacterized. The transcript has 10 exons. Lineage: Eukaryota; Fungi; Basidiomycota; Agaricomycetes; Polyporales; Phanerochaetaceae. Bases 1 to 765 code for a protein of 254 amino acids. The record is from RefSeq and is a predicted model, not a curated record.
AUGAACAUUGCGCCGCAAACUGCGAAUCCGCUUCAGGCCCUGGGCUGGGCAUUCGCCUUCAUUCAAUUUCUCCAGGCUGCACUCUUUUCCGCCUUGCGUGUCUUCGCAGUCUGGGAUAAGAGCUAUGUCUGGUCGCUGAUCACGUUCGCAUUGAGCAUGGUGCUAGUUGCGACGAAUAUAUACAAUGCGGUAAUGACAAAGUAUGGUUUUUAUUUGGACCCGCUCCUUGGAGUAACAUGCGCCGAGGAGUCUCAGAUCUCAGCACAAUCAGAUAGCAUGCGUAUGUUCCACGUCUUGUAUACCACACGUGGCUCCCUCAUACUCGCUGACGCUAUCGUGCUCGUCCUAACGUGGAUUAAGACGUUCAGACACUGGAGGAAUGCCCGCCGCCUCAAGAUGAGGGCAUCGCUGACGACUUGUUUGUUGCGCGAUGGAACUAUGUAUUUCAUAGCUCUGCUGGCCCUCAAUAUGACCCAACUGCUUACAUACAACGUCUCCUCCUCAGAGAUAGCAAUACCCUCAAUACUCAUCAGCCGCUUCAUCAUCAACCUCCGGACGGCCGGCUCGACAGUGUCGGACUACUCUGUGCACAUGAGCGACCAGCAACAACGACAGUUAUCACUGCAAUUCAGAAGGCCAACAGAUCGGUUGGGAAAUAUGGGUGGAACGCUGCAGGAUGGCUGGAGCGACGAAACCUGUGAUGAAGAGAGCGAUGUGGCAGAAGUGGGAGAGGAAGGACGUCAUGAGGCCGGCGCCGAGGCGUGA